Molecule: messenger RNA, 3239 nt
Organism: Prosopis cineraria
Lineage: Eukaryota; Viridiplantae; Streptophyta; Magnoliopsida; Fabales; Fabaceae
Product: transcription factor LHW-like
Exons: 11
Coding region: 589-2718 (709 amino acids)
Biological process (GO): regulation of DNA-templated transcription
Molecular function (GO): DNA-binding transcription factor activity; protein dimerization activity
Source: RefSeq, a predicted model, not a curated record
CAGUGAUCAUUGGCGGGCCGGUGGCCACUACAUUAUAUAAUAAUAAAUGGUGCCCUGUUUUCGUUGAAGUUGAAGAUUCUUGGGGAGUUGGGUUUUAGACUCUUCUGUGGAAGAGAUAAAAUGCUUUUCACUUUUUUCUUCAGUUUCUUUGAAUUUUGAUAAUCCCUUAUCUGAGGUGGAGGAUUCACCUAGAUACUGCUCUAAUGGAGUCCAAUUAUUUUUCGAUUGGAGAAAUUUCUUGAUUCCAUCUUCAGUGGCAUCGGGGCCGUUGUGAGUGACCAAGAGAUUUCUGAGAGUUUUGCUUUGAAUUUUGUGGAUUGGUUGGGAAAGUGAAAUACCCGGUGAUUCGUGACAGUUAAGGCUUACUUACAAGACGGCUGUUUACGUUUAUUUUCUCAUAAUUCUUCGUUGGGGCCAAGCUAUGGUGGUACUUUUGCUCCUGUGUACAACGGAGCCACCAAUUAAAAGGAGAGCUGGUUUAUGGAUUAAACAAGCAGGACGAGGUUCAUACCGGGGUAGCUAGGGGGUGAUGCAGAAGCUGUUAUUAGUUCUGAUUCUAGUUCACUAAGCAAAUUUCCCGAAAAUUGAAUGGAAACCACUUCUACAAAGCAUUUGUUGAAACGCCUUUGUGAUUAUACUCAUUGGAACUAUGCUGUGUUUUGGAAGCUUAAUCACUAUCCUCCAAUGAUGUUGACUUGGGAAGAUGGAUACUAUGGUUGCCAAAAAGCAAACGAGGCUGUGGAAAGCAUCUGCAGUGAAGUUAAUUUUGAAGCCUCAGAUUCUGUCUUCUCUACAAGUAAUGAAAUUACUGGUGAUUCUGGAGCUUAUUUAGUUCAACCACUCAUGACUCAAAUGUCUAAUCUGAAGUACAUUUUGGGAGAGGGGAUUGUUGGAGAAAUAGCUCUUAAAGGGGUUCAUUGUUGGGUUUUCUGUGAGGAUGUCUUCACAAGUAAUUUCAACAUUAACAUGAUCUCUGAGUGUCCCUACGAAUGGCUUCUUCAAUUUGCAUCUGGCAUAAAGACUAUUGUGCUUGUACCAGUUCUUCCACAUGGAGUUUUGCAAUUUGGUUCAUUUGAAGCGGUUGCUGAAGACCCAAUAUUUGUUGGCAAUGUCAAGGAGAAAUUCAAUCCUGUGUGUUAUGAGGUGUCAAAUACUACAUUUUUUAGCUCAGAUAUUGAUAUUAAAGCACCGUUAUUCUCAUCCCUAAAAGAUUGCCUUAUGAGUGACUUGGAUGAAGUAUCUCCUAUUUCAAACAAUAAACUGAAAGAUGAACCUUUUGGUAGCACAUCACUCAGUAUAGAUGGUUCAACGAUAUUAUAUCCAACAGUGCCAUUAUUUCUUCACGAGGAGUGCUGCAUGUUUGGGGAAGAUCAAUUUGAUACUGUCAAAAACGAAGACAAAAAUGAUAUCAGUUCCCUGGACAUAGGAGUUUUGAAAGAUCCAAGACCCAUAGGUCAGGUGGACAUGAAUUUGAGCCAAACGGGAGAAAAAUUACUGGCUUUUUCUCAGUGGGUCAACAAUGCGGGAUUAUUUGAUGAGAUUUCAAAUGGAACAUGCUCUUACUCUGAUAAAGAUAUGACGCAAUAUUUUGGAGGCACCAAUACCGAUCAUAAAAAUUGUCAUGAUGUGCGUGGUUUAUCUGAUGCUUCCUUGCAUUGUGACUUAUAUAAAGCACUUGGACCCACUGCUAUUGGACAGACAGCUGAAUCUCUGUGGAAAUAUUUCUCUGUUGAGGAUACAUGCAGUAGCUCAACUCUGAUGUUCGAUGGGAAAGGGCAAGAUUCUGUUAAAGAUUUACAGUUUCUCAAUGAAGGUGACUCUCUGUAUCUUUUGGAUGCUGUUGUGGGCAAUUUAGAGAAUGCCUUGGAUGAUUCUUCAUUGAGUGUAGCCAAUGAUGUUAAGCCUCCUAUAACCUUGCCAAGAGAAUGUACCACUUCCAUUCCUCCACAAAGUCAUCCAGAAGAAAGCACUUUGAUAGUGAAUCAUUCAGAUCAUGAGAAUUGUAUUGCGCCUGACUUUAUGGCUAAGUGCACGGAUGAUUUUAGUAACCUUGUUACAUCAAGAUCUUUUGAUGGCAAUUCAAGCGUUUUGAUUGAUGAGACAGUGCAGGAUAAGGGUUAUGGUCUUGUGCAGCCUAAAAGUGGACCGAAGCUUUCCAGCACUGGCAAGAAGAGAGCCAGAGUUGGGAACACCAAAAGGCCAAGACCUAGGGAUAGACAGUUGAUCAUGGACAGGAUGAAGGAAUUGAGGGACCUUGUCCCAGAUGGUGCCAGGUGUAGCAUUGACAACCUCUUGGAACGGACAAUAAAGCACAUGCUGUACUUGCAAAAUAUGACAGACCAGGCUGAAAAACUCGAACGAUGCUUGCUUCAGGAGGUUCCUGAGUCCAGUAAACGGAAAAUCAAUGGCAACCAUGCAGGAAGGAGCUAUGCAUUUGACUUUGAAAGUGAACGCCAAGUAUGCCCCAUUAUCAUUGAAGAACUUGGAUGCUCAGGGAACGUGCUUAUAGAGGUGAUAUGCAGUGAGUACGGCCUUUUCUUGGAACUUGCUAAUGUGAUCCGACGGAUGGAGCUUACCAUCUUGAAAGGUGUUUUAGAAAGCCGUUCUGAGAGCAUGUGGGCUUGUUUCAUUGUUGAGGUUCCCAGAGGUUUUUACAGAAUGGAUAUUAUGUGCCCUCUAUUGCAUAUUUUGCAGCUAAGGAAGAACAAGUCCAAUUAGAAUCUCGACACUUCCAUCCAUCAAAUCAGGGACGAUAUACAGCCUGUGUCUUGUAGCAGGUUUUUCUAGAUAUGAAGACGACGAUGGUUAAUUUAGAGCCUCUACCUAAUGAUAAUCUAGUUGCUGAAGAUGGAGAGAAACCGAAGUGCAAGAAGGUGGUUCAUUGGCUUAAAGUGCUUGUGUCUUUUGAAGCUGUGAGGAAAUGGCAAUUUUGCACAUUUACAGUGUUGAUGACAUAGGGAAGGAAGGAGAAUUCUUUGCUUAAUCACUACUAUUCUGUCUGGAGAUUCUGAUUUGAGAUAGGUGUGCUUUUAUGAAAUGAAGAGGAACUUUGGAUUUUGUGGUGGAGGAAAAUGCUGUGGCCUUUUUUCCAUCAAGCGUUAAAUUUGCAAAACAGGUUUAUUAUUGAUAUCGCGGAUCGACUUUCCUCGUGUUUUGAAAGUGUAUUAUUAACUCAAAUAAUGUUGCAGUUUGUUUAUUAUCGUUGGAUAUCAAUAACAGUGACCGUAAUCUUUAUUGUA